Messenger RNA from Pseudocercospora fijiensis CIRAD86, 966 nucleotides. RefSeq lists its product as uncharacterized. Gene Ontology annotation, molecular function: protein binding. The record is from RefSeq and is a predicted model, not a curated record. Bases 1 to 966 code for a protein of 321 amino acids. Lineage: Eukaryota; Fungi; Ascomycota; Dothideomycetes; Mycosphaerellales; Mycosphaerellaceae. The transcript has a single exon.
AUGGCGAAGCUUGUCGGCAGUACUGCUGUUAGUGCCACUGAGUACCUCUUUUCGCUGGCCCGCGCCGAUGCUGCGCUGGCAACCAUCACCUCCGACGACCAACUCCACGUAAUCGAUGCAGCUUCGCUAAAGACUCUAAAGUCUACCAACACCUGUCACACCGGCGUGUCCUGCUUGAAGUCCGGUCUUCAUUCCAGCUUGGUCACCGGAGGUCGUGAUGGCUUGGUUCGAUGCUGGGAUUCCAGGGCCAAGCAAGUCGCACAGCUCAUCGAACCUCAGUCCAGAGGCAUCUCAUCCCUUGCAUGUCACGAUCGCUACAUUGCAGCCGGAACAGAAAGCACCAAAGAAGGCCUUGGCGAUGUUAGCGUGCUUUUGUUCGACACUCGGAACUCGAGCGUGCCUUUGCGUCAAUACAACGAAUCGCACACGGAUUCGUUGACACAACUGCAAUUUCACCCGCUUCAACCACAGAUCCUCCUGUCUGGCAGCACAGAUGGCCUGAUUUCUAUCUUCGAUGUCAACCAUGCCGACGAGGAGGAUUCUCUGCAACAAGUCCUAAAUCCGCGGUCGGCAGUUCAUUGCGCAGGGUUUCUCGCGCAGGACCAGGUCUAUGUCGUUUCAACCGAUGAACAGUACUCCAUACACACGCUUGCAAAGACAACCGCUGAGGAUGAAGACGUGCCACCACCCAUCACAUUUGGCGACGUUCGAGAGAAGCUACAUUGCAUGUACGUAAUUGAUGUUCUGGUGCAGCCGGACGGGCCCCCAGUCAUGGCGUACGGGCACAACAAGAAGCAGACGCUAUCUAUAUCUUCGCUGGGUUCUCCAGGUGCCUGGGCGUUCGGCGAAAAGGUCAAUCUACCCGGUGCCCAUGGCGAGGAUGUAGUACGGGAUCUACUUCUCACGGGCAAACGUGCUUUUAGCUGCGGCGAGGAUGGCAUUCUCAAAGCAUGGGCGUUAGAAUGA